Molecule: messenger RNA, 1979 nt
Organism: Cydia splendana
Lineage: Eukaryota; Metazoa; Arthropoda; Insecta; Lepidoptera; Tortricidae
Exons: 2
Coding region: 1-1137 (378 amino acids)
Source: RefSeq, a predicted model, not a curated record
AUGCCGAAGCCUAAGCGUAGUACCCGCGAAAAAAUCGAAAGAUAUAAAAGGAAACUUCAUGAUUUAGAAGUUAAAAGUGACGAUAAAAAACGUCGUAAACGUCAAGUUAGAUCUUCAAGUGAGUCGGAUGUCAGUGAACAAGGUGAAAAUCACCUACAAAACCUAGACCAAGAGCUAGACGUUGAAAAUAUGGAUUACGAUCCUGGCGUAUAUGAAGAAGGGACUCCUCCAGAGGAAGCGCCCGUCCCGGCUGCGCCCGCCCUACCGGCCGCACCAGCUGAACCGGCCGCGCCGAUACUGGAUCAAGUUGACGCUUCCGUGCAGCCCUUUGCCAAGCCUCCUGCCACUGAUGCCACUGAGCCGCCUCUGGACCCCACGCUACUUGCAGCGCUUGGCGAAUCCACCUCCGAUACGCCUGAAUACGGAACAAGUGUUCACGAUAGUCUUGCUAAUUUAUGGCUACCUAUUCUGAAGAAAGGUUUGGCAAAAGAGAAUAAGGACACACUCCUUAAGGAUUAUUUAAUUCCUAAUAAUUGUAAAUUAUUACAAGCGCCUAAGCUUAACGCCGAGAUAUCGGCCGCUGUAACAGAGGUAGUACGUGGACGUGACAAAAAAUAUGUCGCCGUCCAACAACAACUCGGUCAAGGCAUAGCAGCUGUAAGUCGGGCCAUGGAUGUCCUUUUAAAGACCGAAAACAAAGUUGAAGCCCUCAAAUAUUUGAGUGACGGAUGCCGCAUACUCUCUGAUGCGCAUGGUUUCUUUACAAAAGACCGAAUAAAGUUAAUUACGCCAAGUUUAGAGAAAAAUUUUCUUCACGUAAUUCAAGACGCCGAACGGGAUGAAUCCCUAUUUGGCAAUACUUUAUCUGAAAAGAUUAAAGCUAGUAAGGCUAUCGAGCGUCAAGGUCAACAAAUCAAAAAGACUGUCAGUGCACCAAAGCCUGGCACUUCUAAUUCGACGAACACUCGGGCCUUCACAACACAGGGAAACUGGUCCGGUCCUCCCCGUUAUUCGUCGAACAGGGGGGGGCGAGGAGGGUAUCGCAGGACGAAUCCGACGCGUCGCCCGUACGUCAACAGACCUGCCCCGACGCGGCACCCAGCGCCGACCAAGUCGCAAGCGCCAGCACAACAAUAGCCCAGGUACAUGCUGGUCGAUUAGCACAUUUUUACAGUUGUUGGUCUAAGAUCACAAAUAACCCUACAGUUUUAUCCUGGAUAAAACACGGAUUAGAAAUACCGUUGUGUAAGGCUGUGCAUCAGCCUUUGGUACCUAAAAAUGUUUUGACGCCAGAAGAUACAAAAGAAAUGAGUACAGCAAUUAAUAAAUUAAUUAGCUUAGGAGCCAUCAAAAAAUGCGAUCAUAGAAAUGAUCAAUAUAUUUCUAGUACAUUUUUAGUACCAAAGCCUAAUGGCAGUAGCCGUUUUAUAUUGAACUUGAAAUCAUUUAAUAAAUUUGUGACAAAGUCCCAUUUUAAAAUGGAGGACUAUCGAACUGCCGCUAAGCUUAUACCACAGAAUGGCUUUUUAGCCACUAUCGAUUUAAAAGAGGCAUAUUUACUUAUACCUGUUCGUGAAGCAGAUCGAAAGUACCUCCGUUUUCAAUUUGUACCCCAUGGCUCAAAUGAAAUUGAAAUAUACGAAUUUACGGCCAUGCCUUAUGGGUUGUCCGUAGCACCCAAGGUGUUCACAAAGAUUAUGAAGGAGGUUGUAACACAUCUAAGAAAACAGGGAUUAAAAUCUGUUGUUUACUUAGACGACAUUUGUUGUAUAGGUGAUAGUUAUGACGAGUGUUUAAAUAACGUAAAUGCUACGAUUAACUUAUUAGAAACUAUGGGUUUCAUAAUUAAUAAUGACAAAAGUGUAUUACAACCUUCACAAACUUGUAAAUUUCUCGGAUUCAUUUUUGAUUCACGAAAUUUGACUAUAGGUUUACCCCAUGAAAAACGGGAAAAGAUUUACCGUUUAGUAAACAAAUUC